AGGAUCAAAUAUCCUUUCUGCUCUGCAGGAUUUGUUCUGGCUCUCCAAAUCCAAAGUAGAGAAACAACUCCAGAUCAUCUCUGUGCUGCAAUGGGUUCUCACUUUCCUUGUCAUGGGUAUUGCUUGCACUUUAAUCCUCAUGUACAUCCUGUGUACAGAUUGCUGGGCAAUUGCUGCUCUCUAUUUAGCCUGGCUGGUAUUUGACUGGAAUACACCAAAGAAAGGGGGAAGAAGGUCCAAAUGGGUGAGAAACUGGGCUAUAUGGAGGUACUUCAGGGAUUAUUUUCCGAUAAGACUGGUUAAAACCCACAACCUGCUGACCACCAGGAAUUACAUUUUUGGGUACCAUCCACAUGGCAUCAUGGGCUUGGGUGCCUUUUGUAACUUCAGCACAGAGGCCACAGGUGUCAGCCAGAAAUUCCCUGGGAUCAGACCAUACCUUGCUACCCUAGCUGGGAACUUCAGGAUGCCCAUCUUGAGGGACUACUUAAUGUCUGGUGGUAUAUGUCCUGUCAACCGUGACAGCAUAGACUACAUCUUGUCCAAGAAUGGCAGCGGCAAUGCCAUCAUCAUCGUGGUGGGAGGGGCAGCAGAGUCCCUGAACAGCACCCCAGGGAAGAGCGCUGUGACACUGAAAAACAGGAAGGGAUUUGUCAAACUGGCACUGAGGCAUGGAGCGGACUUGGUUCCUGUCUACUCCUUUGGAGAGAAUGAAGUGUAUAAGCAGGUGAUUUUUGAGGAAGGUUCCUGGGGAAGAUGGGUUCAGAAGAAGUUUCAGAAGCACAUUGGCUUUGCUCCAUGCAUCUUUCAUGGCCGUGGUUUCUUCUCCUCUAACACCUGGGGAUUGGUACCUUACUCCAAGCCCAUCACUACUGUUGUUGGAGAGCCCAUCACCAUCCCCAAAAUUGAGAACCCAUCUCAGGAGGAAGUGGACUUCUACCAUAGCUUAUAUGUGGACUCCCUGAUCAAACUGUUUGACAAAUAUAAGAGCAAAUUUGGCCUGCCAGAGACUGAGGUCUUGGAAGUCAACUGAAGGCUCAGCAGCACCUCCUCUCAGAACCAACACAUCUUCUCCAGGAGUCCAAGCUGUCAUCAUGUACUUGAAAGCAUGUGUGGAUGUAUGUGUCUUUCAAAGGAAGUAUUGCUAGACCACUUUAAUAAAGAAAGGCUUUACUUUAGAUAAAUCCUAUUACAAACAAUUUUUUAUA
Messenger RNA from Acanthisitta chloris (rifleman), 1208 nucleotides. It is a transcript of the gene DGAT2, whose product is annotated as diacylglycerol O-acyltransferase 2. Bases 113 to 1033 code for a protein of 306 amino acids. The record is from RefSeq and is a predicted model, not a curated record. Gene Ontology annotation, biological process: triglyceride biosynthetic process. Gene Ontology annotation, cellular component: endoplasmic reticulum membrane. Lineage: Eukaryota; Metazoa; Chordata; Aves; Passeriformes; Acanthisittidae. The transcript has 7 exons. Gene Ontology annotation, molecular function: diacylglycerol O-acyltransferase activity.